AUGGGAUGUGCCUGGUUAACAAUCGGAUACGGGCUUCGUGCGAUGGCUGGUCGCCGGAUUCGAGGUCUAGCCGAUUUCAUCCCCCAGCAGCUUCUUAUCAUCCUGGCUCCCCUCUGGAUCAACGGUUUUGUGUACAUGGUUGUUGGCCGUAUGGUAUACAUGCUUCUAACACGUCGUCGGGUACUCAAUAUCCACGCACGACGUCUGACGUUUUUGUUUGUCAUCUUUGAUAUCAUUGCUUUCCUGGUUCAGGCCUCCUCGGGCAGCCUAAUGAGUUCGGACAACCCUAAGACAGCAAACAUCGGCAUCAAGAUCUUGAUGGCUGGUAUUGGAUUACAGCAGUUUUUCAUAACAAUGUUCAUUGUGCUGACUGGCAGAUUUCAAUACAAGCUUAAUGUCGCCGCAACUCAAGGUGGGGAUUACGUUGAACAGGAACAUGUACGUAGAGAUCCUGAGUCACAUGCUGAUGACUAUGUAUCGCAAGCCAUUCACACUGUUCCCUGGCGUCGGCUUCUCUAUUCCUUGUAUGCCGUGUUGAUUUUCAUAACAAUUCGAAACGUGUUUCGCUUGGUUGAAUUCUCCGACGGUAUCAAUGGUCCUACUGCAACUCAUGAGGCGUACUUCUAUUGUCUUGAAGCAUUGCCUAUUCUUGCGGCUGUUACGAUUCUGGCUGUUAUUCAUCCGUCUUGUGUCCUUCGUGGUCCUGAUAGCGAGUUUCCGCCCAAGGAGAAGAAAUCGAAAAAAUCAAAGCAGAAGAAGAGGAGGUCGUCUCAUAAACCUCUAACUGAGUUCAGUGAUGCAUAA
Molecule: messenger RNA, 804 nt
Organism: Aspergillus tanneri
Lineage: Eukaryota; Fungi; Ascomycota; Eurotiomycetes; Eurotiales; Aspergillaceae
Product: RTA1 domain-containing protein
Exons: 2
Coding region: 1-804 (267 amino acids)
Cellular component (GO): membrane
Source: RefSeq, a predicted model, not a curated record